This is a messenger RNA of Daucus carota subsp. sativus, 1954 nucleotides long. Its product is annotated as probable transcription factor PosF21. NCBI's taxonomy places the organism in Eukaryota, Viridiplantae, Streptophyta, Magnoliopsida, Apiales, Apiaceae. Gene Ontology annotation, biological process: regulation of DNA-templated transcription. Gene Ontology annotation, cellular component: nucleus. The transcript has 5 exons. The record is from RefSeq and is a predicted model, not a curated record. Gene Ontology annotation, molecular function: DNA-binding transcription factor activity. The coding region runs from base 280 to 1554 and encodes 424 amino acids.
ACAUGUAAUAUACUAUGUUUUCAGGACAUCCGCGUUCCGUGUCUCUUGUGUUCGAAGCUUCUCUCUCGCUCGCCCCCAUCCCCAUGUGAUAUACACACACAUAUACUUAUUUUACUAAUUAUUAGGUUUCCCAGUUGCCAGUUUUGCUCAGUCGCUCUCUGCUUUUACGACAGAUCUAAUCUAAAAGGAAUUUUGAUCUGGUUCGGAAGGUUUAGGUCUUUGAAGCUUGGUUUGUUCACAUCUUUAUUGAGAGAUUUUUGGAGUGGUGAGAUUUGGUAGAUGGAGAAGGAUAGAUCUGUAAACCUAGGUGGAGGUUUACUGCCUCCUUCUGGUAGGUUUUCACCUUUUCGGCCUUCUGGUAGUGCUCUCAAUGUGAAAACAGAGCCGUCAGGUUCAACUGCAGUGCCUCAAUUGCGACCUGACAGUCUUGCAGAAGCGGGUCGAUUUGGUCAUGGAUUGUCAUCGGAUACUAAUCACUUCAGCUAUGAUAUAAGCCAAAUGCCUGAUAACCCGCCUAAAAAUCGGGGACAUAGACGAGCACACUCCGAAAUCCUGACGCUACCAGAUGACCUUAGCUUUGAUAGUGAUCUUGGUGUUGUGGGUGCUUUGGAUGGACCUUCAUAUUCAGAUGAGACCGAGGAAGAUUUGUUUUCAAUGUAUCUCGACAUGGAUAAGUUUAAUGCUUCUGCAACAUCUUCUUUUCAAGUGGGGGAACAGUCAUCUGCAUCAGGACAACCAUCCAUCCUUGCCCCAGCUUCGGGACAAGCUGCUCCUUCAACUGACAAUAUGGUUUUUGCCUCUACUGAUAGGCCUAGGAUUAGACAUCAACAUAGCCAGUCUAUGGAUGGGUCCACUACAAUAAAACAAGAGAUGCUCAUGUCGGGUACAGAAGACCCAUCUUCUAUUGAAGCUAAGAAAUCAAUGUCUGCUGCUAAGCUUGCUGAGCUUGCUCUUGUUGACCCAAAGCGUGCUAAAAGGAUAUGGGCAAACAGGCAGUCGGCUGCAAGGUCCAAAGAGAGGAAAAUGAGGUACAUAGCUGAACUAGAGAGGAAAGUACAAGCCCUGCAAACAGAGGCAACAACUUUGGCUGCUCAGCUGACCAUGUUGCAGAGAGAUACAAAUGGUCUGACAGCUGAAAAUAGUGAACUAAAACUGCGGUUGCAGACAACAGAACAACAGGUUCAUUUGCAAGAUGCAUUGAACGAAGCACUUAAGGAAGAGAUCCAGCACCUUAAACUGUUAACCGGCCAAAACAUUGCAAAUGGGGGUUCUAUGGUGAACUUUCCUCCAUAUGGAGCCAGCCAGCAAUAUUACCCUACCAACCAGGCUAUGCAAUCAAUGUUAACUGCUCAGCAAUUUCAACAGCUCCAGCUCCAUUCUCAGAAGCAACAGAAUCAAUUUCAGCAGCAACAGCUACUUCAGCAGUUCCAGCAGCAGCAGCAUCAGUACCGAGAACAGCACUUGUCGCAAGGUGGAGACAUGAAAAUGAAAGGGGCAACAUCAUCUGGAAACUUGGGAGAGAGCUCUCAAGACAUCAGCAUGUCCAAGGAAUAGAUAGGAACAAAUGGUUAGUCGCGAUAUAUUAUGGGGCUGAUAAUCUUCUGGUUCAUGAUUCAUUUUAGAUACCAUGCAUGUUAAGUGUGUGUUCUAGGCAGUUAAAAUUUGGGUUAAAGAUCAAUUCGUUGGUAGUGUAAACUGUAAUAUUUACAUCUCGAAGUCAUCAUGUAGUCGUUUCUCCCCUUCGGCUAUGUUGUUAAAUUUAUCGACCUUAGGUUUUAUAUGGCCAACUCUAGAGUUAUUUCAUCUGUUGAGAGCAUUUCUGUUUGACUUUGUUGUUUCUUUGGUUGAUAUCAUUCUUUUAUUGGUUGGUUUUCUGGACAUAUUGGUUGGAUUUCUGGAUAUCGGCUCUGUAUAAAACAGUCUAAUUACUGAAGGCGGCACAUAUCUUUGUUUA